Messenger RNA from Raphanus sativus (radish), 2326 nucleotides. RefSeq lists its product as uncharacterized. Gene Ontology annotation, biological process: endoplasmic reticulum calcium ion homeostasis. The transcript is spliced from 2 exons. Gene Ontology annotation, cellular component: endoplasmic reticulum. Lineage: Eukaryota; Viridiplantae; Streptophyta; Magnoliopsida; Brassicales; Brassicaceae. Bases 982 to 1656 code for a protein of 224 amino acids. The record is from RefSeq and is a predicted model, not a curated record. Gene Ontology annotation, molecular function: calcium ion binding.
GAAAGAAAAGAAAAUAGUAAUUAUAUCUAUCGGAACAAUCAUAAAUGUUUAUAUCGUAAAUAUCAUAUCAUAUCAUAUAGUUUGACCAAAGAAUGUAUCUAACGACAUAUAAAAAUCGAAUGUAUCUAGCGACAUAUAAAAAUCGAAUGUGGGUUUAAAAUCAUGUGUAUCUUUUAGGGCUGGGCGUUCGGGUACCCAUUCGGGUUUCGGUUCAGUCCAUUCGGGUUUCGGGUUUUCGGGGUCAAAGAUUUCAGCCCCAUUCGGAUAUUUCUAAAUUUCGGUUCGGGUUCGGUUCGGAUCUUUGCGGGUUCGGUUCGGGUUCGGAUAACCCAUUUAAAAUGUUUUUAAAUUUUCAAAAUUCAUUAUAUACUUUAAAUUUUCAAAAUCUAUAAAAAAUGAUAAUAUAUUACAUAUAAAUUUUCAUAACAUAUAUGUCAAAAUACCUUAAUUUAACAUAUAAAUUAGUUUUCUUUGAAUAUUUGGAUAAAGAAUCAAUAGAUAUUUAACUAUUUUGGUGUUUUCAGUAUAUUUUAGCUAUUUUAAACAUUUACUUUUGACUAUUUGCAUAUAUUUUCCGAGAAUUUUGAAAAACUUAAAGGUAUCUUAUAUAUUUAAUAUUUUUAAUAUACAUUAUAUAUAAAAUAAUGUAUAUAUUUAAGUAUAUAAAUUUAUUUUGGAUACAUUCGGGUACCCAAAAUAUUUCGGUUCGGAUCGGGUUCGGUUUCGGUUCUUUAAAUACCAAAAUUUUGAAUCCGUUCGGAUAUUUAAUCAAUUUCGGUUCAGGUUCGGUGCUACUUUUUCGGAUCGGGUUCGGUUUGGUUUUUCGGGUUCGGAUUUUUUGCCCAGCCCUAGUAUCUUUUUAGGAAAAUUGCCAAAAAUAACAUUUUUAAGAUACCACUUUUCAAAAAUACACUAAUCAACUUUACUCUUAAAAUUUAACUAAGCAAAAUACUAUUGUGCCCCUAGUUUAAUUAACGAACAAUGGAGGAUGAAUCUAUAAUUGCUGCUGAAAUCAUAGAUCCGCAGACUCCAGAUCCAUCUGCUCUCGAAGACACUGACAUCGCCGAGAACAAGAAGAAGCUUUCCUCCUACACAGUCGUCUGCGUCUCGAUCUUGAUCGCAUACCUAAUCAACUACUUCCUCGGCAAACGCGCCAACGAGACCCUCGCUCUCUCCUGGGCCUCCAAGUUCACUCUCAAGGACGUAAUCUUCGAGAAGAACUUCAGCUUGCUCGGCGUCGGCGAAGGAGAAGACUCUCCCUUGCUACUCAAAGAAGCGACGAACGUGUUCAAGUUCUACGCGAGCGGGCGCAGGUACUGCCACGGGCUUCUGGCGACGUUGGAGUUGAAGAGCAGGCACGAUCUGAUCUCCAUGCUGUUUAAUUGCGUCGUGCCUUGUAAAGAUGAGAUUAGUUUCGAGGUUUAUAUGAAUGAUGAAGGUAUGGAUCAUGUGGUGUUUGCGUUGGCGAGGAAGAAGGCGGCAAAAGGGAUGUUAAAGGAGAUGAGGGAUCUGCAGAGGUUUGGUGGGAUGGUGGGUGCUCCUGGCGGGAGGAAGUGGGUGGCCGAGGAGUUGGCUGUGGUUUCUGAGUCUGUGGCUGGGGAUAUGAUCACUGAUGUUGUUCUUGAUCAGCAGCCUGCAAGGCAAUGGAAGGUGUAGAAGUAAUUAAUGGCUUUGGGUGCAAGAUGUCUUGCUCUUCCUACAAGGUAAACAACAAAUCUAUUCUUAAACCAAACCGGUAUGAGGUUUCAUGUUUUGAUAAUCUUGAACUAGAAGAACAAGUAUACACACACACACACAUUCAUAAAGUCUCUUGUAGAUUUUGUAUGGAGGAUUUCUUCCACAAGAAGAAGAAGAAGAGCGAGAACUGGUUUUUGUCUAGCUCUCAAGGUGUUUCUUGUUCUUGCAAGUAUGACAAGCAUGCUACUUUACAGUUUUCAUUCAUUAUCCUAUCAUUUUAAGGCUGAAUGCAUCAGUUUCUUGUACUAUGCUUCUAGUAUCAACUCUGUUUUGAGUUUGAUUGGGUUCUGGGUUGGUUUUUUGGGAUGAACAGGUCGAUGGUAUGGAUGCAUUUACUGUCAAACAAGCUUGCAAAUUUGCUAAGGAAUAUGCCUUAAAGAAUGGACCGAUAGUAAGGAAUGAUGAACCAGAGAAACUUAAAGAGGAUCAUUGUUUGCGUACAGAGCAGGGUGAUUGUAAUCAGAAAGCAACCACUUCCCUUUGCCGCAACAAUCAAGCAUGUAAUGAUGAUACUUUAAUAUAUUUUUCUUUUAUGUUCUUGACUCCCUUUAUAGAGUUUAUCAAUAUAUAUAUAAUAAAUGUUUCAUCA